UCCCAGUCUAUCCCAGCUCUAUCCCAGUCUAUCCCAGCUCUAUCCCAGCUCUAUCCCAGUCUAUCCCAGCUCUAUCCCAGUCUGUCCCAGUCUAUCCCAGCUCUAUCCCAUCUAUCCCAGUCUAUCCCAGUCUGUCCCAGCUCUAUCCCAGUCUAUCCCAGCUCUAUCCCAGUCUGUCCCAGCUCUAUCCCAGCUCUAUCCCAGUCUAUCCCAGUCUGUCCCAGCUCUAUCCCAGCUCUAUCCCAGUCUAUCCCAGUGUGUCCCAGCUCUAUCCCAGUCUAUCCCAGUCUGUCCCAGUCUAUCCCAGUCUGUCCCAGCUCUAUCCCAGUCUAUCCCAGUCAAUCCCAGUCUAUCCCAGUCUGUCCCAGUCUAUCCCAGUCAAUCCCAGUCUGUCCCAGUCUA
Pezoporus occidentalis (night parrot) is the source of this 402-nucleotide messenger RNA. RefSeq names its product merozoite surface protein CMZ-8-like. Lineage: Eukaryota; Metazoa; Chordata; Aves; Psittaciformes; Psittacidae. The annotation marks the transcript as partial. The record is from RefSeq and is a predicted model, not a curated record. The transcript is spliced from 2 exons.